Messenger RNA from Aspergillus sclerotioniger CBS 115572, 1794 nucleotides. Its product is annotated as allantoate permease. The record is from RefSeq and is a predicted model, not a curated record. Lineage: Eukaryota; Fungi; Ascomycota; Eurotiomycetes; Eurotiales; Aspergillaceae. The coding region runs from base 333 to 1787 and encodes 484 amino acids. The transcript has 8 exons. Gene Ontology annotation, biological process: transmembrane transport. Gene Ontology annotation, cellular component: membrane. Gene Ontology annotation, molecular function: transmembrane transporter activity.
GCUGCUUCCGCUUCGUUUGACGUUCGGCCGCUUAUGUUCUUUUUUUCAUGGGUAUAGCCUCUGGCAGAGAUGAUGAGCUGUCUAUCCAGCCGUACUUUUGGGCCACUUUAUUUCGAUUUUACUCCGGAUUUAUCAGUUAGAAGCCAAUCACUAUCAAACUUGCCCCAUGUUCAAUGGCGUGAAGACGGAGUCCGGCCCAGCGCCGAUAUAUCUUCCUCGCCCGAGUUAAGCUAAGCGUUCGUCUCCGACACUUUGUGGGACCUGCUGUCAGCCUUUCCUCUGAUUUGCUGAACAUCCACCGUGCGAGCAUCGAAGAACGCAGUGACAGAAAGAUGAAUGUCCCCAAAGCUAUGGAUCAGGCUGCUGGAUACCUCGCCCAACAUGUAGCAUACCCACCGAUGUCAUCAAAGGCGGAAAAGAAGCUGGUACGCAAGAUUGAUUGCAUUCUAAUUCCUAUGUUGCUCCUGACAGCGACCUUAGGUGCUGUGGAUAAGGUUGCUCUUAGUACGGCUGCAAUUUAUGGAUUGGAAGAAGAUCUUCACCUUGUCGGCCAGCAAUAUUCCUGGGCUGGAUCGAUUUUGUCGAUCGGUUCAAUUGUCGGCAUGUCGCCGUCCUCAUACCUAGUACAGCGACUUCCAUCGGCAAAAUAUCUGUCGUCAUGCUCCCUGGGUUGGUCGUGCAUGGCUUUGCUGAUACCUGCAUGCAAGAACUGGGGCGGUCUGAUGGCGUUGAGGUUUUGUAUGGGCUGUCUUGAGGCGAUCAUUGUCCCAUCAAUUAGCUUGAUAAUCGCAGGGUUCUAUAAGAAAGCAGAACAACCCCCACGGAAUGCAAUCGUUUUCGCUGCUUUUAGCUCUGUGAUUAACGGCUUUCUCUCCUGGGUGGUGGGACACAUUCCUAAAUCUGCGCCACUGGCCACCUGGCAGUAUCUCUACUUGAUUGUCGGAUCCAUCUCCGCUUUGUGGUGUAUCACAGCCUUUAUUAUCCUACCGGAUUCUCCUAUGAACGCAUUUUUUCUGACUGAUCAGGAGAAGUACUAUGCAAUUCAACGCCUCGCUGAGAAUAAAACGGGUAUCAUUAGUAAGGAAUGGAAAUGGCAUCAAGCCCUCGAAGCUGCCAUGGACCCUAAGACUUGGUUACUUUUCUUCUUCAAUAUUGCCAUCAACAUUCCAAAUGGAGGCCUCACUACGUUCAACGGUAUCAUAAUCAAGGAUCUCGGUUUUUCAGCAGUCCAGACAUCCCUCCUUAAUAUGCCCACUGGGAUAAUGUCAACCUUGUCCGCGUUUCUUUUUUCCUGGCUGGCCGCAUGCUGGGUAGAUCGUCGAUGUCUUGUUACUAUGAUUGCAGCUUGCCUGCCUAUUGUUGGAUCGGUGUUGGUGCACUCCCUUCCACCAACGAAUAUUGGGGGGCAGGUUGUUGGUAUAUAUUUGUUGUACACCUACUUUGGUCCAUACGUCGUUGGUAUCUCGAUAGCGCAGGCGAAUACCGCAGGACACACAAAGAAGACUGUCCAGUAUUCGAUCUUGUAUCUUGGAUACGCUAUUGGAAACCUGAUUGGCCCUCAAACAUUUCGCGCUAGUCAGGCACCUGCCUACACGGGCGGGUUUGUCGCCAUGUUGGUCAGCUAUUGUGUCUGCGUUGCGUUGAUGGCUUCGUACUGGGCUCUGGUGGUGCAUCUCAACCGGCGACUCGUCGGCAUCGAUCCGCAGGCGGGGGAGGCUAAUGGGACGGCGGAUGCUUUUACCGAUGAGACUGACUUCCAGCAAACACACUUUAGAUACAUCACAUGAGCUUUGG